Molecule: messenger RNA, 1345 nt
Organism: Juglans regia (Persian walnut)
Lineage: Eukaryota; Viridiplantae; Streptophyta; Magnoliopsida; Fagales; Juglandaceae
Product: phosphatidylinositol transfer protein 3
Exons: 6
Coding region: 300-1154 (284 amino acids)
Molecular function (GO): phosphatidylinositol transfer activity
Source: RefSeq, a predicted model, not a curated record
UGUAGCCUGCUUUCCCACCCACACUAUAUAAUCAAAAGCAAGACCUACGCAAAUGAUCUCCCUCUCCCUCUCCGCUCCUCUUACGAGCCUUGGCCCCUAGCUAGCUCGGCGAGAUAAUUCAAUGCCGGCGUCAUCCUCGUGAGGAUAAAAAUAAAAAAAACUAUCCAAGAAAGAAGCGCGGCACGCACCCUCCCCUCCUUUCUCUGAUCUUCUAUUCUAAAGUAAAGUUUUCGUAAGGAGCUAGCUAGCUCUCAGUCUCCUCUGUUUCGCAGGCCAGGUGAACUCCUUUGGCAGUCAGCAUGUAUCUUCUGAGAAGGCACUCUCAGACUCAUCAGGAGAAUGACUCCUCACAGAAAGAUGUGAAAGUCAGCGAACUCAGGGCUGCUCUUGGACCUCUAUCUGGACGUAGUUUGAAGUUCUGCACUGAUGCAUGCCUGAGGAGAUAUUUAGAAGCUCGGAACUGGAAUGUUGAUAAGGCAAAGAAAAUGUUGGAAGAGACACUCAAGUGGAGAUCUACUUAUAAGCCUGAAGAAAUUCGUUGGCAUGAAGUAGCCCAUGAAGGUGAGACUGGCAAGGUGUCCAGAGCAGAUUUUCAUGAUCGAGAUGGAAGGACUGUUCUUAUAAUGAGGCCAGGGAUGCAGAACACCACAUCAGGAGAAGAUAAUGUUCGCCAUCUAGUCUAUCUUUUGGAAAAUUCUAUCCUCAACCUUCCUGAAAAUCAAGAACAAAUGUCGUGGUUGAUAGAUUUCACUGGAUUCUCAUUGAACACCAGUGUCACUGUCAAAACAGCCCGUGACAUUAUUUACAUCUUGCAAAACCACUAUCCGGAGAGGCUUGCUGUUGUAUUUCUGUACAGUCCACCAAGGAUUUUUCAGGCAUUUUGGAAGGCCGUCAAGUACUUCGUGGAUACAAAGACAUCUCAGAAGGUGAAGUUUGUAUACCCCAAAAUUAAAGAUAGUAUAGAGCUCAUGAAGACAUUCUUUGAUAUAGAAAACCUUCCGAGCGAGUUUGGAGGAAAAGCCACCCUAAAAUAUGACCACGAGGAGUUCUCCCGAUUGAUGGCCCAGGAUGAUGUAAAAACUGCUAAGUUCUGGGGUUUCGAUGAGAAGCCCAACCACAUUAUGGAUCCCAUUGAGGAGUCUCCUGCUAGUUGAGUUUCUAUAGAUGCAGACUUUUGGUAUCAACCUUAUGCCGGGAACAGGAAUGAUGCUCUUGUUCAUCCCUUGGGGUUAAUAAAAAUGUCGUUUUUUCUAUUCUAAUCUUGUUCCUAAUGUUACCAACCUCCAAAAAAGCAAACUAAUGUUUUAUCAUUUCCUAUAAUACAAAUCUAUUAGUUGCUAUUGUC